Molecule: messenger RNA, 4182 nt
Organism: Saccharomyces kudriavzevii IFO 1802
Lineage: Eukaryota; Fungi; Ascomycota; Saccharomycetes; Saccharomycetales; Saccharomycetaceae
Gene: AUS1
Product: ATP-binding cassette sterol transporter AUS1
Exons: 1
Coding region: 1-4182 (1393 amino acids)
Biological process (GO): transmembrane transport
Cellular component (GO): membrane
Molecular function (GO): ATP hydrolysis activity; ABC-type transporter activity; ATP binding
Source: RefSeq, a predicted model, not a curated record
AUGUCAAUUUCAAAGUACUUUACUCCUGUUGCAAACGGGUCAGUUACUUUCAAUGGUGCAAACAUUCAAUUCGGUGCUGACACACAGAGUGAGUGUCGAAAGAAUUAUGACGCCGAAGGCAGUACGCCUGCUCCUAUUAAUCAGUUAAAUGAUAUAACAUUCCAGGCAGAGGCAGGUGAGAUGGUUCUGGUUUUGGGUAAUCCUACAUCCACCCUCUUCAAAACUUUAUUUCAUGCCAAGACAAGUUUAUCUUACUCUCCCCAAGGCUCAAUUAAGUUCAAAAAUAACGAGUUUAAACGUUUUUCCGAUAAAUGUCCUCAUCAGAUCAUUUAUAACAACGAACAAGAUGUGCAUUUUCCUUUUUUGACGGUAGAACAAACAGUUGAUUUCGCAUUGAGCUGCAAGUUCGAUGUUCCUAAGGGCGAGCGUGAUCAAAUAAGAAAUGAGCUUCUAAAGGAAUUUGGCCUAUCUCAUGUGUUAAAGACUAUUGUGGGUAAUGAUUUUUUCCGUGGUGUUUCUGGUGGUGAACGUAAACGUAUUUCUAUCAUCGAAACGUUUAUUGCGAAUGGUUCUGUUUACCUGUGGGACAACUCUACAAAGGGUCUUGAUUCUGCUACAGCUUUAGACUUUUUGGAGAUCCUUAGAAAAAUGGCCAAGGCCACUCGUUCUGUUAAUUUGGUGAGAAUAUCUCAGGCAAGUGAUAAGAUUGUUGAUAAAUUUGAUAAAAUUCUUAUGUUAUCCGAUUCUUACCAACUCUUUUAUGGUACCGUUGAUGAGUGUCUGGAUUACUUUCACGACACUUUAGGUAUCGAAAAAGAUCCUAACGACUGUAUUAUUGAGUACUUGACUUCUAUUUUAAAUUUCCAAUUCAAAAACAAAAGCAUCGGGGAUUUGUCCAACUCCUCGUCUUCUAGCAUUCUUAAGACUGCAGCAAAGGAGGUGACUAAGUACGAAUUUAAUUCUGAUCUGGAUUUCUAUGAUCAAUGGAAACACUCUUCGUACUAUAGAAAUAUAAAGCACCAGAUUGAAGAGUCUUCAAUUGAUGACUCCAGCAAAGAUAUCGAUUCCUCCGAUAUUUCACCUAUUUUUAAUAUUCCAUUGAAGAAACAAUUAUCAAUCUGUACAAAGAGAGCUUUUCAAAGAAGUUUGGGUGAUAAAACUUACAUGACUGCACAAUUUAUUUCGGUCAUUAUUCAAUCUUUGGUCAUUGGUUCUUUGUUUUACGAAAUUCCGUUGACCACCAUUGGUUCAUACUCAAGAGGUUCCUUGACCUUUUUCUCUAUUCUUUUUUUCACCUUUCUUUCUCUUGCAGAUAUGCCAAUUGCUUUCCAAAGACAACCCGUGGUCAAAAAACAGUCUCAACUUCACUUUUACACCAACUGGGUUGAAACGCUCUCAACAACAGUAUUUGAUUAUUGUUUUAAACUUUGUUUGGUAAUUGUAUUCAGCAUUAUCCUAUACUUCCUAGCUCAUCUGCAGUACAGUGCUGCUAGAUUUUUCAUUUUUUUGCUGUUCCUUGCAUUUUACAAUUUCUGUAUGGUGUCGCUAUUUUCCUUGACGACACUGGUUGCACCAACCAUUUCAGUUGCAAACUUGUUUGCAGGUAUUUUGUUACUAGCUAUUGCGAUGUAUGCCUCUUACGUCAUCUACUUAAAUGACAUGCACCCUUGGUUUGUGUGGAUUGCCUAUUUAAACCCUGCAAUGUAUGCUAUGGAAGCUAUACUAGCCAACGAACUUUACAAUUUGAAGUUGGACUGUAGUGAGACUAUUGUUCCAAGAGGCACUGCUUAUGAUGAUGUUCCAUUUUCUCAUAAAGCCUGCGCUUGGCAAGGUGCCACCCUAGGUAAUGAUUAUGUUAGAGGCCGUGAUUAUUUGAGGCAAGGUUUAUCUUACACAUAUAACCACGUGUGGAGGAAUUUUGGUAUCAUUAUUGGUUUCUUGGUAUUUUUCAUCGCUUGCACUUUAUUUGCAUCGCAAUACAUUAAACCGUACUUCAAUAAGGAUGAAAUUGAGCGCUCUAACAGAGGUUUGACAAAGUGGUUACCUUUCCUGAAUAAGAAAAAGUCUACGAAGUAUUCCCCUGAAAGUGGUAGUAGGUAUGAUAGUAUGCCGAAAUCACAUUCUGUUUAUUCUUCUUCGUCCAGCGUCUCAGCUGUUCCAUACCAGGUAUCACCUUCAAAUAAAGGAAUGGCCCUAGCAGAUUACAAUGAACAAAACGCGGAAACAGUGGAAACUCAGAAGCACGUUAUUUCUUGGAGAAAUAUUAACUACACCGUUGGUGAAAAGAAACUUAUCAAUAAUGCAUCCGGUUUCAUUAGUUCUGGAUUAACGGCAUUAAUGGGCGAAUCUGGUGCAGGUAAGACGACAUUAUUGAAUGUGUUAUCACAAAGAGUUGAGUCGGGUGUCGUCAGUGGUGAAAUUUUGAUUGAUGGACAACCGUUGUCAGAUGAAGAAGCUUUCAAAAGAAGUAUUGGUUUUGUUCAGCAGCAAGAUUUACACCUGGAUUUAUUGACUGUAGAGGAGUCACUAGAAAUAUCUUGUCUUUUGAGGGGUGAUGGUGAUAAAUCAUAUUUAGAUACUGUUUCAAAAUUGCUUAAGCUACCAUCCCAAAUGUUGGUCGCUGAUUUAAACCCUACUCAGAAAAAAUUGCUAUCAAUUGGAGUUGAACUUGUUACCAAGCCUUCUCUUUUGCUGUUUUUAGAUGAACCGACUUCCGGACUGGACGCUGAGGCUGCAUUAACAAUUGUUAAAUUCCUUAAGCAGCUUUCUUUGCAAGGUCAAGCUAUUUUUUGUACUAUUCAUCAACCCAGUAAGAGUGUUAUCAGUCAUUUCGACAACAUUUUCUUACUAAAGAGAGGAGGUGAAUGUGUUUUCUUUGGACCAAUGGACGAUGCUUGCGGCUACUUCAUGUCUCAUGACAACUCAUUAGUCUACGACAAAGAGCAUGAUAAUCCCGCUGAUUUCGUUAUUGAUGCCGUGGGUAGCAGCAAUUCCUCAGUCGAAAAAGAUGGAAUGGACGAGCGUUUAGAGGUGAACAAAGAAGCUAGAAGUUGGGGCACGUUAUGGGAAUCAUCUCCUGAAAAAAAAUUGGUUGAAAGGGAAACAGCCAGGUUGGAAGAUGAUGCUCGUGCCUCCGGUGUUGAUUAUACUACCUCUUUAUGGAAGCAGCCCUCUUACUUACAGCAAUUGACUCUUAUUACGAAAAGACAAUACAUUUGCACUAAAAGAGAUUUGACUUAUGUUAUGGCUAAAUACUGUUUGAAUGGUGGUGCCGGUUUAUUCAUUGGCUUUUCAUUUUGGAACAUCAAGCAUAAUAUCAUUGGUUUGCAAGACUGUAUUUUUUUCUGUUUCAUGGCUCUUUGUGUUUCAUCUCCAUUGAUCAAUCAAAUUCAAGAUAAAGCUCUGAAAACCAAAGAAGUUUAUGUUGCCAGAGAGGCUAGAUCGAAUACUUACCAUUGGACUGUUCUACUUCUAUCACAGUCAAUCAUUGAGUUGCCACUCGCACUAACAAGUUCAACGUUAUUUUUUGUUUGCGCAUUCUUUUGCUGUGGGUUCAACAACGCCGGCUGGAGUGCUGGUGUUUUCUUUUUGAACUACAUGCUUUUCGCUGCUUACUACUCAACGCUUGGUUUAUGGUUAAUUUACACAGCUCCGAAUCUACAAACCGCCGCUGUUUUUGUUGCUUUUAUUUACAGUUUCACAGCAUCAUUUUGUGGUGUUAUGCAACCUUAUUCGUUGUUUCCAACUUUUUGGAAGUUCAUGUACAGAGUUUCGCCAUAUACGUACUUUGUUGAAACUUUCGUCAGUAUUUUAUUACACAAUUGGGAAAUCAAGUGUGAUAUGUCCGAGAUGGUUCCCGGACAACCUAUGACAGGACAAACUUGUGGCCAAUUCAUGAAACCCUUCAUUGAAGAAUUCGGUGGCUAUUUACAUAACAAUAAUACUUUUACCGUCUGUGCGUACUGUACGUAUAGUGUUGGUGAUGAUUUCCUAAAGAAUGAAAAUAUGAGCUAUGAUCAUAUCUGGAGGAACUUUGGUAUCGAAUGGGCUUUCAUCGGUUUCAAUUUUUUUGCGAUGUUUGCUGGUUAUUAUUUAACUUAUGUGACAAGAGCAUGGCCUAAGGUUUUCAAAUUCAUCAAAAAGAUAAUUCCCCACAAAGGGAAAAAAUCUACAAAAAACUAA